AUGGCAAAUAUUGUCUCGAUCGGUGAUACGAGAUAUCUUGUAGAUGUUGGUUAUGGAGCGGACGGGCCAUCACAGCCUUUGCCAUUGGUAUCUGGAACGUCGCGGGGGGGACUGCCGGGCCAAGACAUAUCACUUCGGCAUGAGUGCUUGUCGCAGCAUCAAGAUCCUGUUCAAAGAGUGUGGAUCUAUGCGACACGCAAGGAUUUUGGAUCUUGGAAUGAUGUUUACCAUUUUGCAGAAACGGAGUUUUUUCCUGCUGACUUUGACGUGCUAAAUUACUAUAACAUGAACCUCAGCUCUUUUGCCAAGACUAUCGUUGUUCAGAGAUUUUUGCUCGAAGAAGAUACGGCAGAGGAAAACCCUUGCGGAUUCUUGCUUUUAAUUCGAGAUCAGCUGUUUCUCAGGAAGGAUGGUGGUCAAGAGACACUAGAAAUCUUCAGAACCGAGGAUCAACGACUAAGAGCAUUUCAACAAUACUUCAACAUUGUCCUCACUCAGGAACAAGCUGAGGCGAUUCGUGGUGCCCCAUCUGAGCUAAAAGAAAGAAUUCAGACGGAAGGCGAAGGAUGA
Exophiala bonariae is the source of this 570-nucleotide messenger RNA. RefSeq lists its product as uncharacterized. NCBI's taxonomy places the organism in Eukaryota, Fungi, Ascomycota, Eurotiomycetes, Chaetothyriales, Herpotrichiellaceae. Gene Ontology annotation, molecular function: acetyltransferase activity. The record is from RefSeq and is a predicted model, not a curated record. The transcript has a single exon. Bases 1 to 570 code for a protein of 189 amino acids.